This is a messenger RNA of Cyprinodon tularosa, 2365 nucleotides long. It is a transcript of the gene nploc4, whose product is annotated as NPL4 homolog, ubiquitin recognition factor. Lineage: Eukaryota; Metazoa; Chordata; Actinopteri; Cyprinodontiformes; Cyprinodontidae. Gene Ontology annotation, biological process: ubiquitin-dependent protein catabolic process. The record is from RefSeq and is a predicted model, not a curated record. The transcript is spliced from 17 exons. Gene Ontology annotation, molecular function: ubiquitin binding; ubiquitin protein ligase binding. The coding region runs from base 169 to 2055 and encodes 628 amino acids. Gene Ontology annotation, cellular component: nucleus.
UGUGGUCGGAAAGUGCAACGCUGUAUUUUGUCGUAAACAGUCGGGUUUCAAUGUGUGUAACACCGGUGUUUGGAGUUUUGCCGACUGCUACUGAGUGACGCUUCGUGACUUUUGCAGCAACUGUAUCGCAGCUCAACGGUGUCCACCUGGAGCUCCGAGCUGGGCGUCAUGGGGGAUAAUAUUAUCAUCAGGGUGCAGUCUCCAGAUGGGAUGAAGAAAAUUCCUUCUACCAAAAGAGAGACGGCAGCUGCUUUUCUGAAAAAGGUGGCCAAAGAGUUUGGGUUUAAUUCCAAUGGCUUUUCGGUUUAUCUGAACCGCAACAAGACCGGAGAGAUUCUGUCCCAGAACAAAACACUCAGCUUGCUAAAGAUCAAGCAUGGGGACAUGUUGUUUCUGUUCCCCUCCGCGUCCUCCUCCUCUUCAGGGGAAGGAAUGGACACGGCGACCUCGCACUCAUCUUCAUCCCUGCCGUCUAUAUCAUCCUCCUCUUCGUCCUCCUCUUCGUUCUCGUUAAUCCCUCGGUCAUCCUCUGCACCACAGGUACAGGAGGAUGAGAUAGAUCAGUAUCUGGCAAAGCAGGACGGCAAGAUCUACAGGAACAAAGACCCCCAGCUAUGUCAUCAUGGUGCCCUCGGAAAAUGUGUGCACUGUGUACCGUUAGAGCCUUUUGACGAAGACUAUCUGAACCACCUGGACCCGCCGGUGAAGCACAUGUCUUUCCACGCGUAUCUUCGCAAACUGACCGGUGGAGCUGAUAAAGGGAAGUUUGCAGCUCUGGAGAACAUCAGCUGUAAGAUAAAGUCAGGAUGUGAGGGUCAUCCUCCCUGGCCUGAGGGAAUCUGCACCAAGUGCCAGCCCAGCGCCAUCACUCUGAACAGACAGAAAUACAGACAUGUCGACAACAUCAUGUUUGAGAAUCACACCAUCGCCGACCGUUUCUUGGACUUCUGGAGGAAAACAGGCAGUCAGAGGAUGGGUUACUUGUAUGGACGGUACACGGAGCACACAGACAUCCCGCUGGGAAUCCGAGCUGAGGUUGCUGCCAUCUAUGAGCCCCCACAGACUGCGACCCAGAACAGUCUGGAACUUUUGGAGGAUCCCAAAGCUGCAGCUGUAGAUGAAAUCGCUGCAAAACUGGGGCUCUGCAAGGUGGGCUGGAUCUUCACAGACCUGCUGUCUGAGGAUACCAGGAUAGGAACCGUCCGCUACUCAAGAAACCAGGACUCCUUUUAUCUGAGCGCUGAGGAGUGCAUCACGGCUGGAUAUUUCCAGAACCAACACUCAAACCCCUGCAAGCUUUCUAGAGACGGGUUCUUUGGAUCCAAGUUUGUGACCGUCGUUGCUACAGGAGGUCCAGAUAAUCAGGUCCACUUUGAAGGUUACCAGGUAUCCAAUCAGUGCAUGGCGCUGGUCAGAGAUGAAUGCCUGCUGCCCUGUAAAGAUGCCCCUGAGCUCGGCUACGCCAAAGAGUCCAGCCCGGAGCAAUAUGUUCCCGACGUUUUCUACAAGGACAAAGAUAAAUUUGGGAAUGACGUCACGUUUCUGGCUCGGCCUCUUCCUGUCGAGUAUCUAAUCAUAGACAUAACCACGACUUUCCCAAAGGAUCCUCAGUACACCUUUACAUCCACACAACGCUUCCCGAUUGAAAAUCGUGACAUCCUCGGAGAAACACAAGAUUUCCACAGUCUAGCCAUGUACCUGUCCCAGUGCUCCUCUGUGUCAUUCCUGAACAUCGUCUCAGACUUCCAUUUGCUCCUCUUCCUCGUCACCAACGAAGUCAUGCCUCUGAGGGACAGCAUCGGUCUUCUCCUCGACGCAGUGAAGACGUCCAAUGAGGAGCUGGCACAGACCUGGAAGAAGUCCGAGCAGUGGGCCACCAUCGAGCAGCUCUGCAGUACGGUGGGCGGGCAGCCAUCCAGCUCUCUGGCUUACGAGGCGAUGGGCGGUCCUGCGGCUCCAUCCUCCUCCGCCGCCAUGUGGUCCUGCCCCCACUGCACCUUCAUGAACCAGCCCGGCACAGAGCACUGUGAUAUCUGCAGCCUGCCCCGCAGUUAAAAACCCUCCACAGAACUUCCACGCUGAAAGUCCUCCCUUCACAUGAUCCAGCCGAAAGAUUCCAACAACCACCUCAUCAUCAUUUUUUUUGUCCAGCUCCGACUGGCUGCUGCAGGCUCAGAAGGAUGCGCUUGUUUACCCAAUCUUUAAAAAAGAAAGUUGACUUUGACACGAUUUAAUAUGGUUUGUAAUAUUCUCCCUCCUUUCCGCAGCUCUCCUCUGUUUGGAGCCUCAGCUGUUCAGAUAUUUUCCAUAAUAAGUCGAAUAAAGCCUGCUGUGAUUUAGAAGGACAGCAAAGACCCAACUUUCA